GAUUGCUGCAUCUUUUCGGGACAUUGCACUUACUGCUGACACUUGGCCGGCUGGGCUUGGUGUGCGUGAGUUUGUCUCACUUCCACAACGGGCGUCCCUUCGCCGCACUGACGUGGCAUGCACUAACUCACAUGCUCAGCAAGCAUCGAACCACACCGACCGAAACAUUUUCUCACCUGCUCCCGACAUUCAGCACGCAUCGAAUCACCCCGACUCUCCUUCCUAUAUGAACUGCACUCUGACCCUCGCCUGCACCUAUGAUCACUUCAAGCGCAAGCCUGCACCAAACGACAUUUAACAAUUUUUUUACCGACUCAACCGGCACACAACAGGAUCGUCAGUGACAGGUGUGCCUUCAGCAUCAAUCGAGAAGAUCGCGACACUAAUGGGGUUAUUACACGACGGAUUUUUCAUCGGUGAUUUUCUGUCAAAACGCGUUUGACAGAUAAAUGCCGGUAUGAAAAAAUGAAUUCGUCAUGCUGAAUUCAGAUUUCGAUCGCGCUGGUUUUUUUCUGUCAAAGUGAGGAUUGUUUACAUUUUGGAUGCGUUGUUUUGCCUCGCAAUUUUCCUCCAAUUUUUUCUCCAGUUUAGUUCAUGCGAUAUAUAAGUUUAGUAAAAUGAAUAUUGAAGACGAUGUUUUGAUUAUGCUAGGAGCGUUAUUUGCUACACAAAGCGAAAGAAAGCCGCGAUCCAAAUGGGUAAAAACCAUGUAUUUAAAAAGAAGUACCCUAUCGCAUAUCAACAUGAUGGAAGAGCUGAGGCUGGAGCCGACGGAUUGGCUAAAUUACGCCAGAAUGGAUGAGGAAUCGUACAUGUGGCUUUUGGAGAAGGUCACACCGCUGAUCGUGAAGGAAGACACGAUUAUGAGACCAGCUGUGUCACCACAUGAGCGGCUCAGUGCUACACUGAGAUUUAUCAUCAGCGGCAGCUCCUACCAGUGCCUCCGUUUUCAGACAGCAAUUUCGCAGCCGCUGCUAUCGUCCAUCAUACCCGAAACAUGUUCCGCUAUCAUAACAGCGUUGAAAGAUUAUAUGCAGCUUCCUCGCAACCAAACGGAGUGGUUGAACGUAUCAAAGGAUUUUAACAACAAAUGGCAAUUUCCUAAUUGCCUUGGCGCUGCGGACGGCAAACACGUUCGAAUAAUACCUCCAUCGGGAAGCGGGUCGCAGUAUUUCAAUUAUAAAAAAUACCACAGCGUUGUGUUAAUGGCUGUAGCAGACGCUAACUACAGCUUCAUAAUGUGCGACGUAGGAGCAUCGGGAAGCAACUCGGAUGGGGGUUGUAUUCAAAACACAAAAUUUUAUCAACGGUUACUAACACAACAAUUGAAUUUACCGCAACCAACAAAUCCACCAAAUAGUGAGCUAAUCCUGCCGUACACGUUUAUUGGUGAUGAGGCAUUUAGCUUGAGGGUGAACUUUCUUAAGCCUUUCAACCGAAGGCAUUUGAAUUAUGAAAGAAGGGUUUUUAAUUAUCGGCUCUCUCGAGCACGUAGAGUGGUGGAGAAUGCUUUCGGUAUCAUGGCCUCACGUUUCCAAUUGUUUCACACGCCCAUUCAAUUGAAAAAGAUAGAAAACACCAAUAAGAUAAUAUUAACGUGUUGUUACUUACAUAAUUUUCUAAGGAAUAGGUGCGUUAGCUAUAUUGGAACAGCAGAUAGUGAUAUCACGUAUGAGAACCAUUUCAGUAGCCUCCAGGUUCAAGGUAUAACAAACCAGCAUUCGGAAGCAAAAGCAGUGAGAGAAAAAUUUGUACAAUACUUGAAUAACGAGGGACGAGUGGAGUGGCAAGAUGAUGCCGUACAGAGCGCAUUUUACGGUUAAUUUUUGUUCUACAUCAACCAAUAAAAGUUUUUUUUUUUCAAUAAAAGAUUCCGGAUGAACAAGAAUACCUAAAGGAACAUGAAAUUCACUUACCUCUUCCUCAAAGUCGCUGUCCAUACUAGAUACUCGAGGUGCUUCAGAACUAUCUUUAAGAAAAAGCAUUUGCUCAUAAUACCACAAUUUUGGUACGUAAACCUCUCCACUUCCAGCUCCACUCCGUGCACUUUUCAAUAUUUUGUUUUGUUCCACUUGAAAUGAUUUCUUCAAGUUCAAAAUCUUCUUCUUGACCGAAUCGAUACUGGCAUCUGGAUCGUGUAGUUGAACAACCUCGAGAAGCUCUCCAUAUGCCGUCUGCUUGACAUGCAAAUUUUUAAAAUUUGCAUUAGAUUUAUCCCACAAGCAAGGGUAGUUUUUGUACGCUUCAAUCAGAUCACUAAUUAAAUUGAAAU
Messenger RNA from Anopheles stephensi (Asian malaria mosquito), 2272 nucleotides. RefSeq lists its product as uncharacterized. The coding region runs from base 543 to 1823 and encodes 426 amino acids. The record is from RefSeq and is a predicted model, not a curated record. The transcript is spliced from 2 exons. Lineage: Eukaryota; Metazoa; Arthropoda; Insecta; Diptera; Culicidae.